UUACACAUUCAUGUAACUACAAUAGAAAGACAUAACAAAAGAAAAAAAGAGUAAGAUACAAGACAAAUAAAUAAAUAACAUUAGAACCGUAGUUCAGAGAACUAGGGAUUGUCAUUUAACAUGUGAUCUUCAAUGAAAAUUGACAGUUUUAUUGCAUUUAAAAUAUAAACAGAUCUCUUUAUGAAAUGUAUUGAAUAAUGAUUUGAUUUGUAAAAAUCUGCCUUUUAUAGAUGAAAAAUUUCCCAAAAAUUAAUAAAGUAUUAAAUGCCAAACUAAAUAAGUUAUCACCAGAAACGACUCCAAAUAAUACAAUGUGUAAUACAAUGUGUUUUGUAACCAAAUAGAAAUAAGAAAAUUUGAAGAGAACCACCAAAAGAAAUCCUCCCAAAACCUGUUAGUAUUUAUACAUUUAAUAAACAGAUGAUCAAGUGUUUCUAUGUUGAUGUCGCAGAAAGAACAGUUAUUUUCUUUAAAUGAGGUCUCUGAGGGUCCAACAGGAAACAGCAACAGAAACCCGCAUGUCACGUGAUUUCAGACCAUUGAUGAUAAAAGGUAACAUCGACUAAUUAUGUAUUUAGAGUGAUUCAGUGGUGAAACUGAAGAACAUCCAUUAAUAAAAUAAUGUGAAAUUGUUUCAAAUAUUAGUGUCUUCUGUUUGCUCAUCCUGACCAGCAGGGGGCAGCACGGAGCCCCGCCUGACGCUGUCCAGGGAAGAAGAGCCGUUUCCAUAGCGACCACAGCGGCUCAAACAUGGCGCCUGGGAGCCGACCAAUCGUAUCCUUCUGCUGUCAGAGGGGGCGGGGCCUGUCCACCAGCCGCAGUUGUCCUUGACCACGCCUCCUCAGCUGUCCUCCACGCCUCUGCAGGUUCACCACGGCUUCACCUGAGAAUGAAGCCGAAGGUGUCGUAGAACCUCCAGCCUGUCCUCUGUUCCUCUGCUGGACGUCAUGGAGGAGCGUCUGACGGUUGCUGCUGGUGUCGCUGCAGGGAUCCUGCUGCCGUACCCGUCUGACAAUCUGGUCCUGGAUGUGGUCCUGCUGCUCCUCUUCCUCGCUCUGGAGGCUCUGCGCAUCUUUUACGGCUGGAAGGGGAACCUGUGUGAGCGCUCCCUGACCUCCUGCCUGUCGCUCUUCAUCCUGGUCUCUUGUGCGGCGCUCGCCGUCUACUACCUGCUGCUGCAGACCUUCGUUCUGCGGCUGGAGUUCCUGCUCUGCGCCGUCCUGCUCUGCUUCUACGGCCUGGAGUUCCUGCUGGGAUUCAUCGCCUUAUCUUCCUUCUCCAGGUCCAAGGUGUACUGAGGACAGAAGAGCGGUUCUCUGGAGCCCAGAGGGACACCAGGACAGUUGUUAGCAUAUGUGCCGCUGACACAAGUUUCUGUGAUUCUUCAGGGAUUUUUGUAAAUAAACAUUUUUCUGCAG
Oryzias latipes (Japanese medaka) is the source of this 1418-nucleotide messenger RNA. The record is from RefSeq and is a predicted model, not a curated record. Lineage: Eukaryota; Metazoa; Chordata; Actinopteri; Beloniformes; Adrianichthyidae.